Molecule: messenger RNA, 2137 nt
Organism: Moneuplotes crassus
Lineage: Eukaryota; Ciliophora; Spirotrichea; Euplotida; Euplotidae
Source: the annotation of a GenBank genome assembly
UGAAUUGUAAUAAUUUAAAAAUGGAGCUAAAUGAUAUAGAUUUUGGAGAAUUUGGAAGACAACUCUUCCUAAAGAUUCUCCAAGAGACUUCUUCAGAAGGAGAAAUACAGGAGUGACUUAAAAGAUGCAGAGAGAAGGAAACCCAGUAUAAUGAUGAGUCUUUUCCAGCAAAUAGAUCUUCUUUGAUUAAUAACUGGGAAGAGGAGAGUGUAAGGGAUAAAGUACCCAAGUGGAAGCACUUUGUAUGGAAAAGAGCCUCCUCGAUUAUGAAUCCGGAUAAAAUGUGCAUAUUCAAAGAUAGAAUCGAACCAGAUGAUAUCAAACAAGGAGUCCUUGCAGACUGAUAUUUCCUAUCUUCUCUUUCAGUACUUGCUGAAAAGCCUGAAAGAAUCAUAGAACUAUUUGAGACUCUUGAGGUCAAUGAGUUUGGGAUUUAUGCUCUGAGAAUAUGCAAAAAUGGAGAAUGGAGAACUGUGAUAGUUGACGAUUAUUUCCCCUGCAGAGGCAACUCCCCUGUAUUUUCAAGAGCACACGGAGAUGAACUUUGGGUAAUGCUUUUGGAGAAGGUCUGGGCUAAAGUUCAUGGAUCUUAUGAAAGAAUAGAAGCAGGAUAUGCUGAAAAUGUGUUAAGAGAUCUUACAGGAGCCCCAACAAAAGUAUUAACCCAUGAUGACAACACUUUUUGAUCAAGCGAGGGAUUGAAGGAAGGGCUAAAGUCUGAGGUUUGUCAACUAUGGGACCAUAUGAUUCAGUCAAAGCAUAACGGAUUUUUACUUGCAGCAUCAGCAGGAUCAACAAAAUCAUCUAUUAAAUUGUUAGAAGAAAUGGGAUUAAUUGGUUUUCAUUCAUAUGGGAUUCUAGAUGUAAGAGAAGUACUUACAGCAGAUGGAGUAGAAAAAUUAAUAAAGUUAAGGAAUCCAUGGGGUGAUUUUGAAUGGACAGGAGAUUGGUCUGAUCAAUCAGCAAACUGGACUAAAGACUUAAAACUUGAGUUAAAUUUCCAAGAUAUAGAUGAUGGAACAUUCUGGAUGAGCUUUGUUGAUUUUACUCAUUAUUUCUCGAGAGUUCAAAUUUGAUGUCUCCAUGCCGGCUACAAGUAUUCCUCCACCAAAGCCUUCCACGAAAAAGGAGGCUGCUCCAUCAUCCGCAUGGUUCUCGAAGAAGACUCCGAAGUCUACCUGUCUAUCAACCAGAAAGACAAACGCUGCUUCGCUCGUACCCAGCAGUACGAGUACUCGAACGCCCGACUCAUUGUGGCCAGGGUCGUCGAGGACGGCUCUCUGGAGUACAUCUUCGGCAAAAUGGGCAUGGACCGAGAAGUCUGGCAAAACGAAAUGCUCGGUGCUGGAGACUACUUGUGAUACGUCGAAGUCGACUGGCAGACCGAAGAAGUUAACAACUUCGUGUUGUCGUCGUACGGCUCGUCAGAAGCCCACUUCAUCAGAGACGAAAAGAGCGAACACCCUGACUUUCUGGAGCAAGUCUUCAUGUCGUGAGCGCUCCAACAUGGCACGGAGACCACAUUCGAAGACGAAGGAGCUGAAGGCUGUGUGAAGUACCACCAGAUGUGACAGGAGGGGUACGGCUAUAACUUCUUCUGUAACGACAGCUUGAAUGCUAGCCUAAAAGAAGUUGUCACAUACACUCGUUUUCAAGGAUUAGAACUAGUAAAGCCAUUUAGUGGAGAUGGAUAUGAAGUUUUGGUAAAACCACAAGAAAAGAAAAUAGUUCUUUUAAGGCAAACAAAUCCUACAAGCUAUAAACUGACUUUUACAUUCAGUUCAACUAUAUUACUCAAUACCGAAGCUCUAAAAGCAAGAGCCCAGAAAAUUGGAAAAUUGACUGUGAGGAAAGACCCUGUGUCGGGAGAGCCAGUAGAUAUUUUUGUUAGGACCUUAAAGCAUGGAGGAGGAUUAUGAUAUUUCUACGAUAAUAAAACUGAAGAUAGAACUCUUGAGGAGCAAAUUAAAUUCAAAUUGAGAGGGCUCAAGAUUAAAGGGACAGAUUCAACAGAGCUGAAUAUAAGAGUAGGCCCAAAGCAAUCUAAGUUUAUUGAACUUGAAGCAACUAGCUCAAACUGGAGAAUCCAGACAUCAUUGAGCUACGGAAUAAUAUAAGCAUGUUCAAUAUUUGCAAA